Messenger RNA from Acanthosepion pharaonis, 810 nucleotides. Lineage: Eukaryota; Metazoa; Mollusca; Cephalopoda; Sepiida; Sepiidae. The record is from the annotation of a GenBank genome assembly.
AUGCAGGCGACACCUGGUGUCAAUCAGAACGAGGCUAUCUCUGCGCAAAAACAAAAUAUUUCUUUCUCUUUCCUUUCAAUAUCUCUCUUUCUUCCUCCCUUUUUCUCUCAGUAUCUCUCUCUUACUCGCCUUUUUCCCUCAAUAUCUCUCUCUUCCUCCCUAUUUUCUUUCAAUAUAUUAUCUCACUUUCUUCUUCUUCCUUUUCUCUCAUUAUCUCUUUCUUUCACCCUCUUUACUUUCAAUAUCUCUUUCUUCCUCCUCCUUUUCUUUCAAUAUCUCUCUUUCUUCCUCCCUUUUUUCUCAAUAUCUCUAUUUCUUCUUCCUCCUUUUCUCUCAAUAUCUCUCUUUCUUCCUCCUCCUUUUCUCUCAGUAUCUCUCUUUCUUCCUCGCCUUUUUCUCUCAAUAUCUCUCUCUUCCUCCCUAUUUUCUUUCAAUAAAUCUUUUUCCUCUCUCCUUUCUCUCAAAAUCUCUUUCUUCUUCCUUUUCUCUCAUCAUCCCUUUCUUCCUCUCACUUUUCUCUUAAUAUCUCUUUCUUCCUCCUUUUUUUUUCUCAAUUUUUCUUCCUCCUUUUUUCUUUCAGUAUCUCUCUUUCUUCCUACUUCUUUUCUCCCAUUAUCUCUUUCUUUCACCCUGUUUAAUUUCAAUAUCUCUUUCUUCCUCCUCCUUUUCUCUCAAUAUCUUUAUUUCCUUCUCCUUCUUUUCUCUCAAUAUCACUCUUUCUUCCUCCCUUUUUUCUCAAUAUCUCUCUUUCUUCCUCCCUUUUUUCUCAAUAUCUCUUUCUUAUACCCUCUUUCCACACAAUAUAUUUAA